AAUAUUAAAUAUUAUAAAUUUACAGUUCCGAAUUGUAAUUUAAAAUGAUUAUAUUUAAUCGUUUUAUACGACAAUUUAUUACUAUAAAUUCUGUAAGGUUAAGUUUUAACCAGCAAUGUUGUAAACAUUUUCGUUGUAUGUCUACAAAUCAUGAUUUUCAAUCUAAAGAAUUUCGAAAAAAAACAGAGAAUUUUACAUUUAAUACUGAACCAAAUGCUGAUGCUGAUUCUGAUGUUUUUGGAACAUUAAUUGAUAAUGUCGAAACUAAUGAUAAAUUAGAUAUUUUACCCCUAGAAGCAGAUGAUAAAAUACAAUAUGACAAAGAUGAACAGCAUAAAAGAUUAUAUAUUACUGAGUACCAUAAAAUAAUUCAAGAACUUAUUAAACAACAUAAAAUUGCAGAAGCAAUAGAUGUACUUGAAACAAGAAUGUUAAAAGAUGAUAAAGCCAAACCAGAUUAUUAUGUAUAUAAUCUAUUAAUCGGUACUUGUGGUAAAGUUGGAUAUGUUCAAAAAGCUUUUAAAUUAUUUAACCAGAUGAAAAAAAGUGGUAUAAAAACUACACCAGCUACAUAUACAUGUUUAUUUAAUGCAUGUGCCAAUUCUCCAUAUAAGGAUGAUGCAUUAAAAAGAGCGAAACAAUUAUACAAUCUAAUGAGCUUGAAAUCAAUUGAACCUAACCUUUUUAAUUACCAUUCAAUGAUUAAAGCUUUUGGGAGAACUGGAGAUUUAUUGACAGCAUUUUCUUUGGUUGAUGAAAUGUUGAAAAAAAAAUUCAAACUAAAAGAUGAAACUUUCAAUUUCCUCUUACAAGCUUGCAUAUCAGAUAAAGAAGCUGGUUUUCGACAUGCUCUACUUGUUUGGAGAAAAAUGAUUUCCAAGCAUGUACGACCAUCACUUUAUACUUACAAUCUUCUAUUAAAAUGCACUCGAGAAUGUGGUCUUGGGGAUGAAUUUGAGACACGUAAAAUUAUUGGCCAAAUCAUUGAUAAUCCUAAUUUAUUAAAAAUUGAAUCUAAGUUCGAAGAAUCUAAUUCAAAUACUUCAGAAAAUAAUAAAUUCAAUACAUCAUUUAUAUUAAAUGGUAAUAAAAAUAAUUUGUCUAUUAUUGAAAACAGACCUAAUCUUUUAGAUGUCAAACCAUACUUUGGUGAUAUUAUUGGUGUAUCUGAAAUACAAACUCCUGAAGAAAGAUUGUUGUUAUUAGGUGGUUGUUCAGGAUUCUUAAAAAACAUGAAGAUUAAUAAGAUAAAGCCAGAUAUUAAAGUAUUUACUCAACUUUUAGAAUCUAUACCAUCAACUUUAGUAGCUGAAAAAAAUCUACUAAAUGAAAUGCACAAAACCUCAGUUGCAAUUGAUAUUGAUUUUUGCAACAUUCUCAUUAAAAAGCGAAGUCUUCGAUUUGACUAUGCAGAAGCAAAGAAUGUAUUAGAUUUAAUUAAAUCAGAAAAUUUGAGUGUGAAUAUUGUUACUUUUGGUGUCCUUGCAUUGGGCUGUAAGAAUAAAAAUGAAUCUAAAGAUCUCAUAAAACUUAUUGCUGAAUAUGGAUUUCGAGUGAAUGCAGAAAUAUUAGGUACAAUGUUGGCACAAGCAUGUUAUCAUUUCAACUUUUCCUAUGUAAUAUAUGUUAUGAAUAUGGUCAAAUAUGAAGAAAUCAAACCCAAUAAAAUGUUCAUGGACCGUUUAAAUCGUUUCCAUGAUAAUAUUAAAGACUUAAUGAAAAAACGACAAAAUCAAGAAAAAGAUGUUCCAAAUUUCAUUUAUAGUUAUUAUUUCAAAGAAGGGUUUAGAAAAUAUCAGAAUUUUUAUAAAAAAUGGAUUUUAGAAGUAACUGUUGAAGAAGAACUACACCCUUGGGACCAAUUCAAAAAUCAUAAAAAAAAAAAUUAAUCAUUUACAUAAUCAUUUGAUUUUAUGUUUUACAGUAACUAAUACUAUUUAAAUAUGUUUAUUCAUGUGGUUAAGUCAUAUUAUUCAUGCUAUAUAAAAUAUAUAAUACUUAUUUUUUAUUA
Sipha flava (yellow sugarcane aphid) is the source of this 2011-nucleotide messenger RNA. RefSeq names its product pentatricopeptide repeat-containing protein 1, mitochondrial. Lineage: Eukaryota; Metazoa; Arthropoda; Insecta; Hemiptera; Aphididae. The coding region runs from base 45 to 1889 and encodes 614 amino acids. Gene Ontology annotation, cellular component: mitochondrial matrix. The record is from RefSeq and is a predicted model, not a curated record. The transcript is spliced from 11 exons. Gene Ontology annotation, molecular function: protein binding; tRNA binding. Gene Ontology annotation, biological process: tRNA 3'-end processing.